Molecule: messenger RNA, 460 nt
Organism: Amphimedon queenslandica
Lineage: Eukaryota; Metazoa; Porifera; Demospongiae; Haplosclerida; Niphatidae
Product: mediator of RNA polymerase II transcription subunit 11-like
Exons: 4
Coding region: 33-347 (104 amino acids)
Biological process (GO): regulation of transcription by RNA polymerase II
Cellular component (GO): mediator complex
Molecular function (GO): transcription coregulator activity
Source: RefSeq, a predicted model, not a curated record
GCUCAACUUCAGCCACGCCUAAAAACCUGAAGAUGUCUUCCACUGGAGUGGAAAGAAUUGAAAAGCUCCAGAAAAUUGAGCAGGAAAUAGGAAUGCUCCUAUCCCAUGCUGCAGAUGCAAUAGGUGAGCUCUCCAAACCUAAUCCAGCACAAGAGAUGGUGGAAUACAAAACUAAGGACUUCCUUAAAUCCCUUGAAACUAUUGAGCAAGAUCUCUCAGAGCAGAUAGUGUAUCUAAGUCGUGUUUCAACUACACACACACAUGAAGGCUCUAAUUAUGGAGCAGAGAAGGACUUUGAACUAUUGCAGCUUCAGACAGCUUUGGCUAAGAAGAGAUUAAAUCAUUAACAAUAUCAACGUCUGCAUGCAUCAUUGUGGAUUCAUUGAACUUUGUUUCAUGUUCUUUUCAUGUCAUUGUAAAAUACUGAUGACUUGAUAACUUGAGAUUGAUGCGAAAUCAA